Molecule: messenger RNA, 4592 nt
Organism: Chelmon rostratus (copperband butterflyfish)
Lineage: Eukaryota; Metazoa; Chordata; Actinopteri; Chaetodontiformes; Chaetodontidae
Gene: arhgap24
Product: Rho GTPase activating protein 24
Exons: 10
Coding region: 441-2843 (800 amino acids)
Biological process (GO): wound healing, spreading of epidermal cells; activation of GTPase activity; signal transduction
Cellular component (GO): focal adhesion
Molecular function (GO): GTPase activator activity
Source: RefSeq, a predicted model, not a curated record
GAUGACUGGAGGAGUUAGGACUGCAUAGGCUGCAGUGUUGGGAGAGAAAGAGUGUGCGCUCGUGCGUGAGUACAUGUGGGUGUGCAUGUGUCUGGGCGGACUCCCGCUGUAAUGGUGCCCCAUGAGUGACUGUGCUGACCGCGACAGCCAUCCUGUCCACGGCGGGGACUUUCUCAGCAUGCAGAUGGUGUGAGCAGUCAGAGGGAAAGUUUAUAACAGCUCGUCUGUGCCUCGGCUAACUCAGUCCACUCUGUGCACACUGAGUGAGUUCUGGAGGGAAGCAGCAGCUGCAGCUGAGCUGGACUACAACUUCAGCUCAUCUCAGCCCAGGAUUUCUGCUGAUGUUGAUUGAUCACCUGUCACUGGAUUGGAUACAAUAGUUGUGCAUCACCACACGUCAGAGCUGAGGGAGCUGUUUAUUUGGAAGGUUGCUUGCUGUGAUGGAUGACCAGUGUGUGUCCCACAGCAGUCCCCAGCGCAGUGGCGGUCAGGCCAGCAUGGAGAUCCCAAGGCAGGGACAGCCCAGUGUCAUCAGGUGUGGGUGGCUCAGGAAGCAAGGAGGUUUUGUCAAGACUUGGCACAGUCGCUGGUUUGUUCUGCGAGGGGACCAGCUCUACUAUUACAAAGACGAGGAGGAGACCAAGGCCCUGGGAACCAUUUUCUUACCCGGAAACAAAGUUUCAGAGCAUCCAACCAGCGGCGACGAUGGGGGGAAAUUUCUUUUCGAGGUCAUUCCAGGGGGAGACAGAGAGCGGAUGACAGCCAACCAUGAGACCUACCUUCUUAUGGCCAGCACCCAGAAUGACAUGGAGGAUUGGGUGAAGACGAUCCGCCGGGUCAUCUGGGCCCCUUUUGGUGGAGGGAUCUUUGGUCAGAAGCUGGAGGAAACGGUGCGUUAUGAACGCCGGUUUGGGAACAAGCUCGCUCCUAUGCUGGUCGAGCAGUGUGUGGAUUUCAUCCGGCAAUGGGGCCUUCGGGAGGAGGGUCUAUUCAGGCUGCCAGGACAGGCCAACCUGGUCAAAGAGCUGCAGGAUGCCUUCGACUGCGGAGAAAAACCCUCUUUUGACUGUAACACGGAUGUGCACACAGUAGCCUCUCUGCUGAAGCUGUAUCUCAGAGAGCUGCCGGAGCCCGUCAUCCCCUUCCACAAGUACGACGAGUUCCUGGCCUGCGCCAAGCUUCUCGGCAAAGAUGAUGAAAUGGGUUUGAAGGAGCUGCGACGGCUUGUUGAAUGUCUACCUCCAGUGAACUACAACCUUCUCAAGUACAUUUGCAGGUUUCUAGAUGAAGUCCAGUCAUAUUCAGGAGUGAAUAAAAUGAGCGUCCAGAAUUUGGCCACAGUCUUCGGGCCAAAUAUCUUGAGGCCGAAGGUUGAGGAUCCAGUAGCUAUUAUGGAAGGUACCGUUCUGGUCCAGCAGCUCAUGGCUGUUCUGAUUGGCCGCCACGACGUAUUAUUCCCUCGGGAUGAGGACAGCCCCACGGCGCUCGAGCUUGUCAACAACAACAACAUCGAACCGCAACGGCGCCAAGCCACCACAACUACCUCGGCCAUCACUAUGGUGUCUCAGAACACCGAGAACAACAACACCCAGGUGGUGCGGCAGUGUGUUUGGGAAGCACCUGAAUCUCCUUCGCACCGCCAUGUUGACAACAGCGGCUCCCCGCGAUCAGCGAGCCCUCGUAAUGGCGUCAUCGGCCGUUUUGACCUCACCCGCAGCCCACCUCUGACUGUUAAAAAGAACCCGGCUUUCAAUAAAGGCAGUGGGAUAGUCACAAAUGGCUCCUUCAGCUCCUCGCCCUCUUCCGACCCCAGUCAGGAAAGGAGCCAGACUUUAACCGGUGGUGGGAGUUUACCGGUCCGGCGCAGUGGGACACACAAAGGCUCCGGCACAAAAAUGGGCACCAGUGGCGUGACGAGCGGAAGCAGCGCCGGAGGGAACGGGACUGGUGUUGCACGCUUGGGCAUUUCCAGCACCGAUGGCACGGGAAGUCUGAACGGCCGCAACGGUCUUUGGGUACCAAACGGCUGCGUCACGUUACGGGAGAACAACAAAACACGUGACUGCUCCAACGGGGAUCAAAUAACCAAUCAGAACCGUCUGUCUACGUACGACAACGUCCAGUUAAACCAUCAGAACCUGCAGCAGCAGAACCAGAUCACCAACACAUGUCUGAACAGCAGCUGUGAGGACAAGCAGAGCGUCGACAGCGCCACCUGGUCCACCUCCUCCUGUGAGAUCUCCCUUCCUGACAACUCCACUUCCUGUCGCUCCUCCACCACCACCUGCCCUGAGCAGGACUUCUACGGAGUUCACUACGAGGACCUGGACGGACCAACGCAGGAAAAUGAGCCUCCCCAAUCUGGUGGAGGAGGGGAGGGGGAGGGCAGAAAUAGCAACAGAGAAGGGAGUGGAGAUGGAGCAGGGAGGAGCAGCCGGGGCACCAGCAGCAGCGACAAUAGUGACGGUUACGCUGUUGGUAACGGACCCAGCAGCCACAGUGCUCUGCACAGUUUAGUGGCCAGUCUGAAACAAGAGAUGCACAAGCAGAAGACCGAGUACGAGGCCAGGAUAAAGAGCCUGGAGCAGCGAAACCUGGAGCUGGAGACCGAAAUGGUGAGCCUCCAUGAGGAGCUAGACCAGGAGAGGAAGAAGUACACCAUGGCGGAGAUCAAGCUACGCAACGCUGAGCGCGCUAAGGACGACGCUGAGCGUCGAAAUCAGAUGCUGCAGAAAGAGAUGGAACAGUUCUUCUCCACGUUUAGUGACCUCACUGCAACCGGCACCACCGCAGCCACGGACCCCCGCCGACCAGAUCGUAACAACACCAUCUGGAUACAGUGAAGGAGGGCCGGGAACGCGGUCUGGAAGACUGGAAAUGGUUUAUUAUUUGAUGUGAACAUUUCGAGGGCUCCAAACAGGAUUUGGCUGCUGGUUGUUGAGGGCAAGUUGGGAAGUUACACUGCGAAGGUUAUUUAAGAUUUAAGAGAUAAGAGGAGAAGGGCUAAUGCUAGCCGCCUGUAUAAAUGCAGACAUCACCUGGAGUGAUGCCAGACUGACAUUAUCUGUAAAUACAGCGUUAUUUAAACAGCUCACAGACACUCCAACCUACUCAGAAACUGUGGUGGUGAUCACUCACCUGACUGGCAAGUGGAGUAAAGGCACAGUUCACCAUAGUCCGUUAUUGUUAUUAGACUUUAGCUCCUCGAGCCAUGUAGGAGAGAAAUGUUUAAAAAGGUUGUAUUCAGUUAAAAAACAAAACAAAAAAACAACCUCGGACACAUUAAGAUGCUUCACUUUUAAAAUCUAACCAAAAACAUCUUAUUGUUCUACGUACUUCUGUAUCUGCUCGUGUACAUAGAGGGAAACCGUGCAGCAAGAACACAGUGUCAUAUGUAUGUAAAAAUAAAUGAAAGUAAUACUUAAAUGUUUAUCGGAUAUUUAAGCAAAGUUAUCAGUGUGUGAUAUUUUCUAUUUCCCUGCACUUACAUGUUUGUUUAGUCUCUGCGAGGUGGUACUGAAUGUUCUGUCGGUCUUUGUGUGUUAAAUUGGGAAAAUAUACUGUAUAUGUGCCGAUGCUUCUGUGCUGUUUUAUUUACCCCAUGACCAAAAAAAGAGCCUGUACUGUAAAUAUUUUAUAGAUAAUCAUAGACACUACUUGUUAGUCUGCACUGUGGUUUGAUGCAUAUUCAGAUGGAUAUGGCACGUUUUCAGUUGAUGCUGAUUGAAGAAUGUUUUGUAGCUCAGAAAAAUAAUUUGAAGACUUGCACGAUGGGUCGUUGGCGUACAUCCCAGAUCAAAUAAAAACGUCUGUCGUGAAUUCAGAGUUUCAGGUGACAGACUGUGCUCUUCCCGUAAACGGGCGUGUAGCCGUUGUCACUCUAUAAAUGCUCCUGGGAACUGCAGGUUGCAGGCGCGUCUGAGAUACUCUCCUGUACUGUUUCGACGAUUUAUCCACCUGACACAGCUGGUUUUGACACAGCACAGCGACAAUGCGGAGUUGUGUUUGUGGGUCAUAACUGUGAAAAAAGGGGAUUACAGCAUCAAGUGUGUCAACAUGGAGGACAUUAGCCUGGGUGCUAGAUUCAGUAGCAAUGGUUUGUGUGCAUGAUGGUGCAUGAGUCCACUAGGGCCAGUGUACAAUAAGUGAAUGUCUGUAAAGUGACUGCAUACUGAUGAGGUGUAUUUAUGUAGCUGUAAACCAAACGUCUGCACCCGGUGUGGAUUUUCUAAUGGGUACAAAACAGGACACAUUAGAGUCCAGGCCUGAGCUUUUCUUAAGAAGUAUGUGUGCACAGGCCUGCUGCUGCCUCCUCUGAAGACCAGGUCCCAUUUAAACCUGCUGCUGGUCAGUGCAGGACAUCUGGAAUGUGCACAUGGAGUUAUAAAAAGUGCCUGAACAACUGAAGCAGGGAGGGGGGAGCCCAGGCUUCUCAUUUUGCACCCUUCACCGGGAAGUAAUAGGCUUAAGCCAAGCUGACAGCGGCACCUCGUUCUGCAAAUUCCACACAAAGGAGCAGAUUACGGACGCAGGGCGAGACAGAGAGAAGGCCUGUGACAGUGGAAUAUUUUCAUGACAUGAUACUUGAUACA